CCACUACACUGCUUCAAGUCUUCCCGUCAGAUGUGAACCGAAAUGCGAAAACCAAACCGAUAGACAGGCCAGACAAUAACCCAAACAAGCAGCAGAUACACCGCAGCCACCUAUCAUGCCUACGCGAACCUCGACGAGAUCGACGCGGUCGUCGGCGGCAGGCGGCACUCGCGCAUCCACAGCAUCGCGCGCAUCUUCGGCCAACAUCGACGUACCCGAGGAAACGCCCGACAACGCGCUGCGCACCCAGAUUACAGCCGUCUUUCGCGAUGCCCAGCGCACAACAGCAUCCCACCGCAAACUGGCCGUCACGCUGCGCAAGAUCCAGGAAGCAUGCUGCUACGAACCGACAACGGCCAAAAAGUCGGCCACCGCCGCUGCGGCGUCCGAAUUCGACGAGGACGACUUCAACACCGAGUUUGUGCGCUGCGUGAUGCGCGUGAUGCCCAUCAAGAAGACCGAGAGUGUUGGCGAGAAAACGAUCCGCUUCAUCGGCCUGUUUCUGCGCCAUGCCGUCGACAAGGACACGGAAAACCUCGGGGAGGCCGACGCGGAUGCUAGUACCAUGCCCGAGACUCCCGGCACCCGCCUGACGAAUUUUCUGAUGGAGAGCAUUCUGCCGCUGCUGACGGCCAAGGACAAAUUCGUGCGCUACCGCUCGACCCAACUAAUCUCGCACAUCAUUAAUUCGCUCGAUGCGAUCGACGAUGACCUCUUUCAGAAGCUGCGAUCGGGAUUGCUGAGGAGGAUCCGUGACAAGGAGGCAAUGGUGCGUGCUCAGGCCGUCCUGGGGCUGGGGCGUCUGGCUGGGAAUCCUGUCGAUGCCGAGCCGGACUCGGACGACAGCGACGACGAUGCUUCAAGCGGUCUGUUAGAGAAGCUGUUGGAGGUGUUACAGAACGACCCCAGUGCUGAUGUGAGGAGGUCACUGCUGGUAAACCUGCCCAUUCUCCCGACUACGCUGCCGUUCCUCCUAGAGAGAGCGAGGGAUCAAGACGCCGCAACCCGGCGUGCCGUCUAUUCGCGGCUGCUCCCUGCCUUGGGUGACUUCCGCCACCUCUCGCUAUCAAUGAGGGAGAAGCUGCUGCGGUGGGGGCUGAGGGACAGAGACGAGAACGUUCGCAAGGCGGCCGGCCGCUUGUUCCGCGAGCGAUGGAUUGAAGACUGCGCAGGCAACCGGGCUCGAACCGAAACGGGCCAGGCGGCCGAAAUGUCGCCGCCGAAUCUCGAUGCGCUACUGGAGCUUUUGGAACGUAUUGACGUGGUCAACUCCGGAGGCGAGAAUGGCAUUGCUCUCGAAGCCAUGAAAGGUUUUUGGGAGGGCCGGCCUGACUACAGAGAGGCAAUGAACUUCGAUGAUAACUUCUUCGAAACCCUUACUGCCGAGUCCGUCUUUGUCGUGCGGACCUUCAACGACUUUUGUCGGAACGAGGGUAACGGGAAAUUCGAGGCCCUCAUCGAGGAAAAGCUGCCCGAGGUUACAAAGCUGGCCUUCUAUCUGGAGCGAUACAUCAAGGUCCUGAUCGACGCCAUCAAAAGGGCGGAGGAACAAGAAACUGAGGAAGAUGAAGAGGAGGAGGACACAGCGGAGCAGGAAGUCAUAGUAGAGCAGCUGCUUCACAUUGCCCUCACUCUCGAUUACUCCGACGAGGUUGGACGCCGCAAGAUGUUUGCCCUUCUCCGCCAGACACUGUCCAUUCCAGAACUGCCCGACGAGGUGACCAAGCUCACAGUUGAUGUGCUCCGGGACCUCUGCGCUCCCGAUGCGGCUGGCGAGAAGGAGUUCUGCAGCAUUGUCCUCGAGGCUGUUGCUGAUGUGCAUGACACCAUCGUCGAUGACCUGCCCAACGACGAUAACGAGAGCUUCGUCUCGGCUAGAUCCGAGGUCAGCGGCGACAGCACCCCCACUAGGCACGUAAAGAGUAAGACUCCCGAGCUUUCAGAGGAGGAGGCUGCCAAGAAGGCCAUCAAGGAGAUCAUGAUCAACAUGAAGUGUUUGCACAUUGUGCAAUGCAUGCUCUCCAAUGUGUCUGGCGACCUGCAGCAGAAUGAUCUCCUUGUGGGCAUGCUCAACAACCUUGUCGUUCCCGCGGUUCGAAGCCAUGAAGCUCCAGUGCGUGAGCGAGGCCUCGUAUGUCUGGGCCUGUGCUCCCUCUUGGACCGGUCACUGGCUGAAGAGAACCUCACCCUCUUCAUGCACUUCUUCAGCAAGGGCCACACGGCGCUGCAAAUCACAGCAUUGCACAUUUUGACCGACAUACUGAACGUGCACGGCGCGCAGCUCAUGUCGUCCAACCCGACGUUGCUGAAGGUUUACAUCAAGGCGCUGCGUUCGGGAGCCAAGCAUCCCGAGGUGCAGGCCGCCGCCACGGUGGCCGUGUCCAAGCUGCUCUUGGGCCGCGUCAUCAGCGAUCGCGAAGUCUCGGCUGAGCUGCUCAAGACGCUUGUUAUAGCCUACUUCGAGCCCGCCAGCGCCGGCAACCAGAGUGUGCGCCAGGCGCUCAACUAUUUCCUGCCCGUGUUUUGCUACUCGCGCGCCGAAAACCAGGACCUUAUGCGCUCCGUUGCCUUGGACGCCCUGCAUACGCUGUACAACGUCCGCGAGGGCUUUGACGAUGAAGACGCGGAUAUUGACGACGAGAUGGUUUCUCUGUCUACCAUUGCCGCAUGCCUCGUCGACUGGACAGAUCCGAGAAAGUGCUACUCCCCCGGGGCUGGUUCCCUUGAUACCGAAAAGAAGAAUGUAAACGGAGAUGUGCACUUGGACUUCGCUAGGGACAUUUUAGAGAGGCUGAGUGGGAAUGCGCCGAAGGAAGAGAAGAAAACCAUCGCCGCCCUUUUCGGGAAGCUGUACGUCUCCCCGGCCUCGUCCGAGGACAAGAUCAGGGAAGUAUACGCGCUUGUGUGCGACGCUGUCGAGAACCAGCUCCUGUCCGACGCAACGAGCCGCAACUCCCUCUACAAGAUCCACGUCAGCCUCGGCAAGAUUGUCAACAACCUUGAUGCUGCCGCGGAAGCCGCCGCGGGCGGAAAGUUCCGUCGGAGCGUGAGCCGAGCCAGCUCGGUCGGGCUGGAAGACCGGGGGCCGGCCGAAGACAAGACAAUCGUGCAGCAUGAGGCGCAGAUCAAGGAGGAGGAGGACGAGGACGACGAGGGCAUGGACACCAGCGGCGGCACGGUUAUACACAAGUCUGAGGAGCAGUCACGGGAGCAGUCAAUUGUUGACGACCUGCUUUCCGAGGAGGAGCUGUGAUGAAUGCUUCAUGAUAUGUUAGAUUUAUGCGUACUUUGUAUGACAAGGCGGACGGGUUUAGUUACUACGUUGCGGGGGUAUACGGGUCGAUUCUUUUAUGAUGCUUCAUGUCUGGUUACGCCCAAGAUUCAAUGCACGAUACCAUGCUGUACCACUCAUGUGUCCUUUAUCUAUCUUCCAAUUGCCUAUAAACCUA
Messenger RNA from Canariomyces notabilis, 3449 nucleotides. Its product is annotated as condensin subunit Cnd3-like protein. The transcript is spliced from 2 exons. The record is from RefSeq and is a predicted model, not a curated record. Gene Ontology annotation, biological process: mitotic chromosome condensation. Gene Ontology annotation, cellular component: condensin complex; condensed chromosome. The coding region runs from base 116 to 3253 and encodes 1045 amino acids. Lineage: Eukaryota; Fungi; Ascomycota; Sordariomycetes; Sordariales; Chaetomiaceae.